AUGGAUCCCAUAUCGAUACAUACUCAAGUCCAAAUAUGGAGUGCAAAGGCAGGAAUGUCUAAGUCAAGAAGGGCAUUAAUUGAAACAUUAGUAGGAAGAAAGGGAAUUAAACUUGUUCUUCAUUUCAGCACUGGAAAGACUAAAUGUUUGCAACUACAGAAUAAUAUUAGAAGUGUGGUUCUUAGAACCUAUGGCGAAGACCAGAAUUACAUACAUUUAACUUUUAAAAAUAAUGACUUCUUGUUUAUUGAGAAACUAACCAGCUUAGAUGCCAAACGACUGAAGAAAUUCCUAGACAGAAUCUAUCAAAAAAAAUUUCAAGCAUCCAGGAGAUAUGAUGAGGGACGUGCUGGCAGUACUAGCACAAGCACAGGGGAGCUUGAUGGCUCUUCCUCACUGGCAGUUCAUCCAAAAGCAAGCCUGGAAAAAGCCAAAGAACGUCAUGAUUUGCCUUUGCCUUCAGCAGCAGCAGCCAUACCUGGUAGUGCAGAGUUAUUAGAGAAACAACAUGUAAAGAGGAAGCGAUUUUUACCUGAAUCAGAAAAGAAGGAAAAGGAGAACAUCCCGAAGGGUAGCAAGAAAUUUGAGACAAAGGUAGUGGUGUCUGGAUGUGUUGAUAAAGGGGAAGAAACAAGUGUAAGAGAGGCAGACCAGAGUACGUCAGGAUUAGAAUAUUCAUUUGUGACUCAAGGUCCUGAAGAGACUAACUUGGAUGUUAUAGAUCUUCAUGAUCUCAUUGCAAAAUUAUUUUCACCAUUUCUUUUGGAACCACACCAUAUUAAGAAAGGCAUAAAGUGGCACGAGUAUAUGAAGAUACUCUUACUGUGCCCAGAGAAAUCAUGGCAAGGUCUGCCUAAUGUGGGCAACACCUGUUAUAUAAAUGUGGUAUUACAGUCUCUAUGCUCCGUCCCACUGUUUGUUAAUGAUUUAUUCAAUCAAGGUUUCCCAUGGAUUAAACCUCCCAGAGAUGAUUUUAACAUGCGCUUGAUGCAACUGCUUGUUUUGAAAGAUAUUUACAACCUGAAAACUAGGGAGCAGUUACUUCACAGUAUCACAAAAGCUCUCCCAGCAUAUGGAGAAAUAUUCGCUGCCUACAAGCAGAAUGAUGCUCAUGAGUUUCUAAAUCUCUGUUUAGUUCAGUUGAAGGAAACCGUACAAAAAUUAACCAUAAUGUGGCAAUCUGAAAAUGGAUCAGGAGGAAAUAAUUUACUUAGACAGCUUUUUGCUAACCAUACUGUUAUCAAUAGAACACCUGUUUGUCCUGUGGCCAAUAAUUUUGAAUUUGAGUUGCUGAGCUCUAUUUUUUGUAAAGCCUGUGGCCUGACGGUUUUCAAGCAAGAACCAAGUAGUUUUCUCUCUAUCAACAUUCCUCAAGGAAAGAAAGACCAAAAAUUGUCUAUCCAGUCAAGUUUUGAUCUUUUCUUUAGAGCAGAAGAGGUUGAGCAUAGAUGUGAAAGAUGUAUGCACAACAGAUCUAUUGCACUGCAUAAGUUUUCCCAGCUACCCAGGGUUAUUAUAAUUCAUCUUAAACGCUAUAGCUUUGAUGAGUCACUGGUAAUGAAGAAGGAUGAGCAGCAUAUCAUUAUUCCCAAAUAUUUAAGGCUGUCUUAUCAUUGCAAUAAAAUCACAAAACCACCUCAUCCUCUUAGCCAAAAUGCACAUGUUAAGGAUCUUGAACUAUUAAAACCCCUUGAAGAGUUGGGUUUUGAAAUACUCAGAUUGUCAUUUAAUUUAUUGAUGACCUCAAGAACCAAGGGUUUCUCAACUGAAAGCAUUAGAUCAGACAAGGAGUCAGAAGCACCAAGUGUAAGGAAAGCCCUGAAAUUGUUUAGUGAAAAGGUGGAGACAAAAGAUCCGACAGAAGGUGCCACAACAAAUGUACCUGGGUCAGAACAAGUCAAGAAGCAAGACAAAGAAAAUGUAUUUAGUAAUUUAGAUUCAGGUAGUAUCAAUGAGGCUACUAGAAAUAUUGACCUCCGAAUUCCAGAAAGAUCCCAAGAGUACGAACAGGCCCAGAAAUGUAUUAAAGACACAAGUGAUAAGCAGACCUCCCAAGGGACACUUACUGAAACCCAUCCAGAUUUAAGCUCCCAGGAACAGACAGAGAACCUUGGAAAACCUACAGAAUCAUAUACCGAGGACGAAAAUCUGGAUUCACAGGCCUCGGUAGAUUCCAGUAAGACCCCAGGAAACAUAAAUGUUUUAGAUAAGGAAAAGCCUACUGGCAUGGAGGAACCGCAAACGCCUACUAAAAAAGAAGAACAUGUUUACAGGCUCCUUAAUAUUAUUAACCAUAUUGGGAGCAGUCCCAAUGAAGGCCACUAUAUCAAUGAUGCCUUUGACUUCAAGAGGCGGGGUUGGUUUUCUUUCAGUGAUCAAAAGGUGACAAGUGUACGAGAGGACUUUGUACAUAAGGCUAGGCUCUCCACUGGAUAUGUUUUCUUUUACAUGCACAAUGAUAUCUUUGAAGAGCUCUUGGCAAGGGAAGCUCAGUCUUCCAGCACGUUGAAGGAGCAAUAA
Messenger RNA from Psammomys obesus (fat sand rat), 2520 nucleotides. It is a transcript of the gene Usp26, whose product is annotated as ubiquitin specific peptidase 26. NCBI's taxonomy places the organism in Eukaryota, Metazoa, Chordata, Mammalia, Rodentia, Muridae. The coding region runs from base 1 to 2520 and encodes 839 amino acids. Gene Ontology annotation, biological process: G1/S transition of mitotic cell cycle; protein deubiquitination. Gene Ontology annotation, molecular function: cysteine-type endopeptidase activity; cysteine-type deubiquitinase activity. Gene Ontology annotation, cellular component: nucleus; cytosol. The transcript has a single exon. The record is from RefSeq and is a predicted model, not a curated record.